Bursaphelenchus okinawaensis is the source of this 9724-nucleotide messenger RNA. NCBI's taxonomy places the organism in Eukaryota, Metazoa, Nematoda, Chromadorea, Rhabditida, Aphelenchoididae. The record is from the annotation of a GenBank genome assembly.
AUGACACAACAGCCUAGCUCAAGCAACUCUCAAAAUGUAAGUUGGUACUGUCUUCAUCUUUGGUUCUAUUUUUUUGCUUUUUAGGACUAUUGUUCUUUCUCUUUCGUCUGUUUUUGGGGUACUUUUUGCAUUUUUGGUACUGUUUUUGGAGUUUUAGUACUAUUUGUACGAUUUUUAGUACUAUUAGGAUCAUAUUCUUAGUACUGUUUGCAUUACUUCUAGUUCUAUUUGUAUGGUUUUUAGUAGUAUUUUAGAACUCAUACUACAGUGGAACUCUUGUAUAACGAAUCGCUCGGGGACUUGAAAUUUGUUCGUUAUAAAGGAGUUUUGUUAUACAGGAGUUUUAAAUGCACUGUGUAAUGGUAGACGGGGAUUCAGAAGUCGUUCGUUAUACGGGAUUUUCGUUAUAGAAGAGUUUGUAAUACAGGAGUUCCACUGUACUAUUUUUGACAUUUCUCGUACUAUCUUUAUAAAUUACGUCGAUAUUGUGAACAUCUUUAGUACUAUCCUUAUCAGUUUUGGUGGUAUCUUUAGAAUUUUGGUACCUUCUUUUAGAAAUUUUAAUAUUUAAUACUAAUUUUGACUUUUUGAGAAUUACUUUUUGCUUGUUCUGGUAACAUAUUUAUUUUUUGGUACUACUUUUGAGAUCUUAGUACUAAUUUUGGCUUUUUAGGUAUUAUCUUCAUAAAUUUUGUUGAUAAUCUGGACAUUUUUAUUACUAUUUUGAUCUGUUCUGAUACUACCUUUAAAGUUUUUGUACUUUUUUGAAUUUUUAAAUAAUCGUUCUUUUUCGAAAUUCAUUUUUUGGUUUAAAAUAACAUGGUUGCCAAUUUUUAAAAACAAAACGAAGUAAUUAAGCCUUUUUUUGGAAGAAAAACCUUUUUGAAUCCAUUAUGAAGUCACUUCAAUUACAGCGAAAUAAACAAAAAAUAAUUUAUUUGUCUCAAAGACACAACUUUCAUUAUAACUCAUUCCGGCUUCUAAUUGUCACAUCUUUGUUAUUUCUAUGUAAUGUCAUAAACAAACUUUUAAAUGUUUUUUAUACGAAAGUUUUGUUAUAAAGGAGUAUUGUAAAAGAGUUAUACUGUAACUAUUGGGGUCGCGUACAGGUACCUACCUGUGGAAUUUUUUUCGGGUCGGCUCUGGGGGGGGAAGUAACCAACCCCCCCCCCUCCACCCCCCCCUAGCGACGCCCCCUGAUUGGGGUGAUAAAAGUUUUGGGUUCUAAUUAGUAGGAGUAGGAUAAAUUUAAGAUAACUUAUACUCUUAUACUAUACUUCUUAAAAAGUAAAGUAAAAAACGCUGAACGGAAAACGCAAUUAAAGCCUGACGGUCUAAAUACGAUAACUAUUAGGCCAGCGACGACUCAUAAUCAAAUCAUUUCGACUCAAACUUGGAAAUGAGCUUGCUUAAUACGUUUUCGUCAGUCUUUUAGGUUGGUAUGGGCACAAUUAGGCAAUUUAUUGUUUAGUUGUACUAUUUUAUUCUUUUUCUUUCUUUUUUUGGUACCUAAAUUUAUAAAGCUGGUAUUAGUGUUAUUGGAAAUUUUACUAGUUUGUUGGCCAAUAAUGGGGUUGUUGGUUACAUUAUGAUCAGGGUUGUCGGUACAGCAUUUUUUUUAGUUUUUCGUUUACAGGUGGUCUAUGUGCACUAUAUUUGAAAAGGGGGUCUACCAGGCCAUGAUCGAGUCAGACUGCAAGUUUGAAAAGGGCCGGGUUAGGCUGAAAAAUUGGGACCCGCCCGGUCAUUACUGGUCUACUGGGCACCAAUUUUUCGUAAAAAUAUCUUUAAUUUUUCACGUACUACCUACUUUAAGAACCAUUUUUGAUCGGUUUUGAUGGAUUCACUUCUCUUUUCCUUUCCCGUCUUUACCUAACAGACCGAGGGACUAAACUUACUUAUAGGUCUGGGCUCAAAACAAGAAUCAAUUUUCUGUCUUGUGGGUUGGGUCAAAAAUUGGGUAUUGGGCUAGUCUUUCUACAAGACUAUUCUAAAUUUUAAAUUAGUGUGAUUAGCACCAGGAAGCCUAGUUUUUAAAAAUUUAAAAAUUCAAAUUUCAGCUGAACCGGGUAAAAUUCACGCAAAACGAAGAAGUUCUGUUCAUUUCGGAGCCGGAUCCACUCAAAUCGCCUUCAGAACCGGGACGAAUAGCUUCGGAAUCGAUAAAGAGAAUAGUGAUCACAACUUCAGAUCAAAUUCAAGAAUUCGCGGUCGAAAAGAAUCGAGAAGCAACCAACUUUAGCAUCUUGGAUACGGUACGUUUAUUGAUACUGUAGCUAUUUUAGUAAUCAAUUUUUUCCGGAUUUGCCGGAAACCGCGUAUUUUACAUUCAUAACUAUUUUUUUUGCUUAUUGAGCUUAUUUUCGGCUGUUAAAGAUUACUACAAGAUAAAAAAAUUUUGGCGCCAAAAUGAAAAUUCAAAAUUUUUUAAUGUCAUAUGUCAUUUUUGGACCGACCUAUAACAUUUAUGGUAUAAAUUAUCUUUUUACAAGGUAUUUUCUACCAUUUUUUUAAAAAAUUUUUAGUUAUUUUUGCCAUUUCAACAUUAUAAAACAAAAUGCCAAAAGCGCGCCAAAAUAAAAAUUCAAAUUUCAGCAAUGUUACUGUAUUCCAUGUUCGGCACGUUUCCAAGAUCAACUAGAAUUCGCAUCUCAUUGUGAUCAAGUACACUCGGUUCAAAUCAAUGACACCGCUGAUUUAAUGCUCAUGACCGGUGAUAAUACAGUAAUCAAUGCCUACAGUAAACCCGAUGAUUCGUCUCCUUCCAACAUGACUAAUCAGUUCAUGAUGAAUAUGAGUCAACAAAUGCUUAAUGGAGGUAGGUUGAAAGGGUUUUUGAUUUGGGCAGGGUUUUUAGGCGGAUUUUGAAGGUUGAGGCGGAAUGCCAAUGUUGGCGGGAAAAUUAACAUUUGAAUUUUUAAAUAAAAAUUGGUUUUACUUGUGGUUAGAAGUUAUUUAUUAUGCGUUUUCGAAAAUUUUUUGUUGUUUUUAAGUGUUAAAAAAGAAUGCCAAAGUUGGCGGGAAAAAUAAAAUUUGAAUUUUUUCGGUUGGAAAACCUAAAAUUUUAAGUAAAAUGAAAAAGAUGGCAUAAUUACAAUAUUUAUAAUAUUAAAAAUUGAAAACAAAUUAUAUUUUAGAGCUGAUGAAGUUCAUGAGAGCCCAACAAUUCGCACCAAACGCACCAUUCGUUCAACGAAACAGCUCCAAAACCCUCAAGUGUCCCAAAUGCAAUUGGCACUACAAGUACCAAGAGACGUUGGAGAUUCAUAUGAAGGAGAAGCACAAUGAUUUGGAUGUAAAAUGCAUCUUCUGCCUUCAAAAUCAACCUCAUCCGAAGCUGGCUCGAGGCGAAAGCUAUUCCUGUGGCUACAAACCUUACCGCUGCGAACUGUGCAAGUACAGUACGACCACCAAAGGCAAUCUGAGCAUUCACAUGCAGUCGGACAAACAUCUUCAUGCCGUUCAGGAAAUGCCAAAUAAUAUUGGUAAGGUUAAGGUUUGGUUUUGAGGGAUUUAAGGGAGAUUGAAACAGAAUGCCAGAAAUGGCGGGAAAAUGAGAUUUUUAAAAAUUUUAAGAAAAAUUAUAGAAUUCGAAAAAAAAUAUGUUCAUGAAGCUUAUAUGUUGUAUUUUUUGUAAUGUUUAAGUUUUUAAUAGUGGUUAGAAGAAAAAACAGAAUUUUAAAUUUGGCGCCAAAAUUGAAAUUAAAAUUUUUUGAAACGGUUUUGAAUAAUAGCUUAAGCAGUAUAGUUAAUGUAUGCUUAUUAGUUCAAAAUUAUGACAUUUUGAAGCCAUUAGAUUAGUUUAAAAGCCUUGAAACAGGAUGCCAAAGAUGGCGGAAACAUUGAGAUUUGAAAUUUUUUAUGUUUUUUGUAGUUAUAUCUUGACCGGUAUUGUUAAUAAAAGCUCAUUAGUUAAAGAUUAUGACAUUUUGAAGCCAUUAGAUUUGUUUAGACGCCUUGAAACAUAAUGCCAAAGAUGGCGGGAAAAUAAAAAUUCAAAAUUUUUAAAUAUAAUUUUUACACUUAUUUGUUAAAAAUUAUGAACUAUGAUAAGAACAGAUUUAAAAAAUACUAUUUUAAAAAAUUAUUGUUAAUCCGAAAAUGGCACUUUCACCGUAUUGCCACACUAAAAAUGUCACUUUCCAGCUCAACAAACUCCAGUGAAUCCUCUCGAACUGACUUCGGACAAGCUCUUCACUUGUUUGAUCUGCAACAACUUUCGGACCAAUUCGAAUACCGAAAUUUUAGACCAUCUGGAACAAGAUCGAAGCGGUCUGAAUGUGGGUGACAUCAGCAUGAUCAAUGGUUUCUAUCAUUGUCAUCUCUGCCCUUACAAUACCAAUCUGAAGGCCAAUUUUCAACUUCAUACCAAGACUGACAAACAUAUUCAGAGGGUGCAGUUGGUAGGUUUUUGGAGUUUUUAUGGGGUGUUGUUGAGAUUAAUUUACAAAAUUUUUUAAUUUUCAAAAUUUUUGAAAUUUAAAAUUUUUUGAGAUUUUUCAAAACCUCGUUGUAAUGCUAUUCCUUUUCCUAUAUCAAUGUCAUUUUCUGAUGACCCUACCCAAGUUUUGACUAAUUUGCAUCCAGAAAAGUCUCAUAAAAUUAGCGGCGCACUAAAUGACAUUCUUUCUUUGUCCUAUCGCCCUAAUUGACUCCGAUUCUGAUUUAUUACCGGCUUUUGCUUUCAUUUCCGCCCUUUUUGGACAAAACUUUUUUUUUGUUUUUGGCCGAAACAAACUUGUUUUGGAAGGGGGAUUUUACUGGAGUGGGAAAAUGGAUAGGGUAAGUUUUACGCUGGACAAAGUAGGGUAGGGCUUAGUAGGGUAAAGUAGUGCGUUAGGUAUUGUAGGGUAACUUAUAGUAGCGUCCGCCAAUGUAAUGUAGAGUAAGAUAGGGUGUGGUAAGAAAGGGCAAGGUAUGAGAGGUGGAGUAGAUUAUGGUAUGGGUAUGGUAAAUUUGAAAAGGAUUUUUUGAGUAUGAAGUAGGUGGGGCUAGGGUAAAUUUUAGGCAACGGCAGGGCAUAUAGACUAUAGUAGGGCUGGGUGUGGCAGGGUAGGGUAGGGUAGAGUAGGGUAUAGGGUAGGGUAGGAUAAGGUAAAGUAGAGUAAGCUUGAACGCAAUUUGAAUGUAGGGUAUGGUAAAAACUGACAUUUACCCCGAAACAAAAAGUAACUUUUUUCCUCAAAAGUUCUCAAACGGCAUUGCGCAAUACAAUGUUCUUCCCAACGUGCCGUUCCCUAUUGUGCGCGAAAAGCCGUCUUUAGUGCCGUUUCCUUUUUGAUCCGAAGCCGAAUUUCACACACAAGAUGAAUAAAGCUGAUGGCCAUGCUUAAUGGGUUUGAAAAGGUAAAUAGGACUACUUGAAAGGCGCUUUAUUUACCUGCCUACUGGUUUUUUAAAGCAGGAAAGAUAAAGGAAGGGUACGGUAACUAAUUGAUUUUCUGCUUUAAAAGUAGGAGGAAAGGAGGUGGGCUAAAAUUGUUUAAAAAUUUGGGCAGUGUAAAUUUUUGAAAAAAAAAUUUGGGCGGUGUGAAAUUUAAAAAAAAGGUUGGGUAAGGUAGAACUUUGGAAAAAAAAAAUUUAAAUUUUUGAAAAAAGUUCGGGCAGGGUAAAAUCUUGAAAAAAAGUUUGGACGUGGUAAAAGUUUUAAGAAGAGGUUGGGCGGGGUAAAAUCUUGAAAAAAAGGUUAGAUAGGUUAAAAUUAAAAAAGGGCAUGGUAAAGCCUUUUAAAAAGUGUCGGGCAGGGUAAAAAUAGAAAAAAAGACUUUUCGAGCGUGGUAAAAAUGGGAAAAAAGAUUAGGCAGGGUAAAAAAGUGUUGGGGCUUUGAAAAAAGUGUUGGGCGGGGUAAAAUUGAAAAACCUUUUAGGAAUUUCUUAAAACUAAAAAAAGUUUAAGCAGGGUAAAAGCUUUGUAAAAAGUUUGGGCAUGGGAAAUUUUCAAAAAAAAAGAUUGGGCGGAGUAAAAUUUAAAAAAAUUUGAGAGUUGGGGGUAUUAUGUAGGGAGUGGUGAAGAGCUGAGUAGGGAUAAAAAUUAUGUACAAUGAGGCAAUGUGGAGGGGGUAGAUUAUAUUUUUUAUUUUUUUUUUGAACGAGAAGAGAUCCCAAGCCUUUACCUUCCUUUUCUCACCUUUAUUAAUGAACCUAGUAAGGUGGCAAUUAUAAGAUGGCGAGUAUAAACAGUUCAUUGUCCUUUAUAAUCGGGGUCAACAGGCUUGAAGAAGCUCUUGAAAUGUCAUUUGGAUUAACUGGCUACUGUGGUGAAUCCAUAAUUUUACAUUUUUUUAUGUUUUAUCUCCCCCUUCUCUCUUUUCUUUCUUGUCAAAAAAAUUUUUUUCACUCCUCCCCCCAUUUUUUAAUUUUUUUUAAACAUUACCCCGUCUAACCUUUAAGUCUCAACUUUUUUACCCUGCCCGAACAUUACCUCGUUGACUUUUAAUGCUCAAACUUUUUACCCUGCCCAACUUCUAACGCUCUAAUUUUUUACACUGCCCUAAUAUUAUCUUACCCGGCUUUUAAUGCUCAAACUUUUUACCCCGCCGACUUUUAAUUUCCAAACUUGACUAAAAAAACUGAAUUUGUUACCCAAAUUUAAAAUACGUCAAUAGCCUUGUUUGCCUAUGUUAAUAUCCAUAAAAGUGGAACCGCCAAGUGGCAAAUCUCUUGUCCAAAUAAACCUGUCGAAUCGACCAAAAUCAAUUUGGCCACAAAAGCAAGGCCAAUUGGCGCGAGGAGAAGCCGGAUAUGCAAGGUGUCACCUAAAUUUGGGAGUGGAUGAUUAUUAGAAGAAGGAAAAAAGGGGCAGGGUAAAAAAGUUUUUUUUUGAUAGUGGGGUUUUUGAUGUAAAAAUUUUUUUUGGCGGGGUAAAAAAAAUUUUUUGGGCGGGUGAAAAAAUUUUUGAUGGAAAGGAGGGGGAGGGGGUGGUUAAAUAUUUAAUUUUAAGGUUUUUUUAAAUGCGAUUUUGUAAAGAAUUUAAAAAUAGCUACAUUUUGGACCUCGCAGCCUGCAGAGGACAAGUUAUACGAUAAAUAAGUUUUAAGCGUUUGUAAACAAAGUUCUUGCUCCUUUUUAAAUUAUAAGGCUAUUUUUUGUUAUUUUUCGAUUUGUAAAGAAAGUUCUUGUUGAUUUUUGUUUUGUGAAGAAAUUUCUUAUAUUUUGCUUUUUGCUGGAUUUGCAGGCUGCGGAAGACAAGUUAUACGAACAAUGUUAAAUUUAGUUAUCUUUUGUUUUGUAAAGAAACUUUUUGCCAUUUUCUGUUUUUUAAACAAAGUUCUUGUCAUCUUUUGGUUUGUAAAGAAAGUUCUUGCCAUUUCUUGGUUUUUAAAGAAAGUUCUUGCCGUUUUUUGUUCUGUAAAGAAAAUUCUUGCUUACUUCGUCUAAACUUGUCUUUUCCUAAUAGCUCUUUCUAUUUCUUUUGUUUGUCCAACCUUAUACAUUGUAAAUAGCAACAGGUGUGCGUGCAUUAAUUAGUGAUUUUAAUUAAAUUUAAAUUCAGAUCAAUCACAUGCGCGAAUGUUCCACUCCAACCUCGCCGAAUGCCUUGUUGGGCCGAUUGUCAGCGGCCAAAAGCACCGUUCAAGUACGAUGUGGAGUAUGUCAGGAGAUAUUGGUCUGGUAGGUUAAUAUUGCUAUAGAAUGGCAUAACUUACAGUGGAAAGAAAGUUCUUGCAAUUUUAUGUUUUGUAAAGAAAGUUCUUGCUAUUUUAUAAGUUGGAAAGAAAGUUCUUGCCGUUUUAUGUAUUGUAAAGGAAGUUCUUGCCGUUUUGUGCUUUGGAAAGAAAGUUCUUGCUUUUUUGGUUUGUAAAGAAAGUUCUUGCAAUUUUUCAACUUGUAAAGAAAGUUCUUGCAAUUCUCUGCACUGUAUACAAAGUUCUUGUAAUUUGAUGCCUUGUAAAGAAAGUUCUUGCAAUUUUCAAACAAAGUUGUCGCAAUGGCUAAAAUUACCUCAAGUACUAUAAUAUACCGCCAUUUGGGCAUGGGAAUAUUGGUAAUGGAGACGGGAAUAUUAAAAGAAUGUUUUUAAAAUAGUAAUGAGAUGAAAUCGGAUAUAUCGCAGGUAAUUAUCGAAUUACAAAUUACCUGAAUUUAUACGAAAAAUUGAGCAAAUACGGCAUAAACAGCAUGUUUAUGAGAUUUUUGAUAUUAGGAGGUUAAUUUUUUGUAUUUUACCAGGGUAGCCUAAGCGCAGUUUUAGCCAUUUCAGUAUUGCUAGCUCUGUCUUUGUUCUAGCUUUAACCUGUGGCAUAAGUCCCAGUAAAAAUUCUAGCUCUUGUUUUAGCUCUAGCUUUAGGUUUAGCUUUAGCCAUAGUCUUGUCUUAGUCCUAGGCAAAGCCCUAUCUGUAUCCCUAGCUUUAGCCCUAGGUUUAGCCCUAGCCCUAGUCCUGACAAUUGCCCUGGCUCUAGCAUCAGUCCUAGUUCUAGCCACAUCUCUAGCCCUAGCUGUAGCGCUAGACUUAGCUUUAAUCCUAGUCUCUUGCUAUGUUUUGACAUUUUUUAAAUAAUUUUAAGACUUUACUUUGUCACAAACAAAUUUUUUAUGUUUAUUUAAAAAAAUUUUUAAAAUAAGUUUUUAAAAAAUAAUAUUUUUUUUUGAAAAAAAUAAAUUUUGAAAAAUAUUAUAAGUUAAUAGUCUAAAAUUAACCCCAACCCCUCCAGAAAUACCUUUUUUGGAGAAAGAAGAACGGUAAACAUUUGUCUUAUGAAGAGGCCAAAGAGCGAUUAUUUUUGUCAUAUUUGCUUUACUUUUUUUUUCAUUUUCUGGAAGGGCUAAACUUGGAGUAAAAGGUAAAAUACGGCCGUUGGAAAAGUUAGCUUUACUUUAUAAACGGCAAAAACUUUCUUUACAAAUCAUAAAUUGGCAAAAACUUUUUUUACAGGACUUUCAGAUCGCGCCCUGUCUUUAAAAGCACUAAGUUGAAAAUAUGACAAAAACUUUCUUUACAACUGCAUUUUUUAAAUAUUGUAUUUUCACGAAAUAAAAAUGUCAUUUUCAGUACCUCAAGUCUGCGUGAGCAUUGUGACAGCCGGCUUCACCUUCAUCGUGCCUCAAUUCUGAUGCUACAUUCGACAAGUCCAGUCAGACGAGGAUCGGCUGUCAUUUCGUCUCAAAAUAACAAUGGCGGGAUACAGUACGAAUGCGUCUACUGUGGAGGCUGUUAUGACGACCAAAGUGGAGCUACUGGUAAAUUUUUUUAUUUUUUUUUAAAUUUUUUAAGUUUUUAAAUAUUUUUUUGAGUGGAAAGAAAGUUAUGGCAUUUAUUUUUUUUGUAAAAUACGAUAAUAGACUUAUUGGUUUUAAUUUAAAGCGACUUUUUUUGGUUUUAUCAAAUUGGAAACAAAGUUUUUGUAGUGCAUUCAAAAAUAUUUUCAAAUUGAAAAAAAAAUAAAAUUUCAGGUUGAUUUAGCUCUAAAAAUGCAUUUUUAAAUCUUAGAAAAAUCAUUUUUAUUAUUUAUUUUUUUUUGAAAAAUCUUGUUGUAAAGAAAGUUUUUGCAAUUUUUAGAAUUUUUUUAAAUUAAAAAAAAUAGUUUAGUUUUUGUAUUUGAUUAAUUUUAGCUCAUCUAACUCAAUGUGCCAACAGGAAUGUCGAUGAACGUGAGUUUUACAACUUUAAAAUUAUUUUUGGUUUUUUUUAAUUUUUACAGUAACUUUGGGUUACAGUAGACUCUGUUAAGAUACGAUUUUUAAAAAUUUUUUUUUACAGUAUCUUUGGGGUGCAGUAGGCAUUGA